CAGAUUGUAAAAUCGAAAUCGAAAUCGAAAUCUACGUUUUCCCAAAACUUGUCCUUAAUCUCUCUUUCCCCCAGAUUUAGCCCGAAACCGUUACCCUUCUCUCUCUCUUCGCAUUUUCCCGGAAAAUUUUACCAUUUCCGCUUUGUAUAGUCAAUUGUUCUUCUUAAUCGACUUUUUUUCUCUCUUCGUCUCCGGAAAUUCUCUCCGAAUUGGAUUCGUCAAUUUGGGGGAAAUCCUUAGAUACAUUUAGUUGUCAGAUUCGUGAUUCCUUGAUUCUUGCUUCUUCCCGACUCCAUCAUUCUCUGGUUUCGAUAAUCGAGGAAGAAGAACGGAGACCUAUUUCCUCAGAUUUGUCUCCUUCCUCACUGGAUAUCUUCGUUGACCGGAAUCGAAUUCCACUAUGUGCUGACGAAGAUAAAGGAAGACGCUGUCUUGUUAUCUGGAUCGAGUCAAUCUGGUGAUUAAUGGGUUUUGUUUUAUUUCUCGGCAUGAUUCUCAGCUUUCAUGGCUUCCUUCUUGUCCAAUCACAACAAGAUCAACGGCAACCCCUAUUACAAUCACCACCUCCUCCGCUCUCUCCGUUUGUGCAAUCUCAACCUCCUCCUCUGACUCCGCCUCAAGUCAACACGCCUCCUCCUCCGUCGCAAGAAACCGUUAACAUUAUGAUUCCACCUACUUCUCCACCGCCACCAUUACCAUCACCUCCGCCUCCUCCUCCUCCACCACCACCACCGCCGCCGAUUUCAAAACACCCUCAUCCUCCUCCGCGUGCGCAAGCGUCUCCUCCGCAUUCUAAUAGAAACCAACCACCAAGACGGUUACGUCCCCCAUCUCCUCCUCCUCCUCCUCCUUCUCGGGUCUUCAAACAGUCAGAGAAAAGUGGAUUAAACACAGGGAAAACAGUGGGUCUUGUAUUCGCUGGGUUUGCAGCAAUGUUGCAGAUUUGCGUUGUUGCCUUCUUGGUUUUCAAAAGAAAGCAGCUUCUAAGGAUGACACAUACUUAUUGAAUUUGGGAGAGAAUUUUCAUCAACCGGGAACACACACACACACUUUUGAGACGAGGAUAAAGAAAGAGAAUU
Molecule: messenger RNA, 1079 nt
Organism: Arabidopsis lyrata subsp. lyrata
Lineage: Eukaryota; Viridiplantae; Streptophyta; Magnoliopsida; Brassicales; Brassicaceae
Product: leucine-rich repeat extensin-like protein 3
Exons: 1
Coding region: 465-1007 (180 amino acids)
Source: RefSeq, a predicted model, not a curated record